Molecule: messenger RNA, 1148 nt
Organism: Arabidopsis arenosa
Lineage: Eukaryota; Viridiplantae; Streptophyta; Magnoliopsida; Brassicales; Brassicaceae
Source: the annotation of a GenBank genome assembly
AAUUUUUUCGGAUUCAAAUUUUAUUUUAAAUGGCAGCUGCUAUGAAUUUGUACAGUAGUAGCAGAACGUUUCAAGAAUCAGAUUCGUUUGUUGGUAGUGGUGGUGAACUCAUGGACGCGCUUGUACCUUUUAUCAAAAGCGUUUCCGAUUCUCCUCCUUCCGCGUCUGCGUUUCUUCAUCCCGCAGCGACUGCGUCUGCGUUUUCUCUUCCUCCUCUCCCCGGUUAUUACCCGGAUUCAACGUUCUUGACCCAACCGUUUUCAUACGGGUCGGAUCUUCAACAAACCGGAUCGUUAAUCGGACUCAACAACCUCUCUUCUUCUCAAAUCCACCAGAUCCAAUCUCAGAUCCAUCAUCCUCUUCCUCCGACGCAUCACAACAACACUUUCUCGAAUCUUCUCAGCCCAAAGCCGUUACUCAUGAAGCAAUCUGGAGUCGCCGGAUCUUGUUUCGCUUACGGUUCAGGUGUUCCUCCGAAGCCGACGAAGCUUUACAGAGGUGUGAGGCAACGUCACUGGGGUAAAUGGGUGGCUGAGAUCCGUUUGCCGAGGAAUCGAACUCGUCUUUGGCUUGGGACCUUUGACACGGCGGAGGAAGCAGCGUUGGCCUAUGAUAAGGCGGCGUAUAAGCUGCGCGGCGAUUUCGCCCGGCUUAACUUCCCUAACCUACGUCAUAACGGAUCUCACAUCGGAGGCGAUUUCGGUGAAUACAAACCUCUUCACUCCUCAGUCGACGCUAAGCUUGAAGCUAUUUGUAAAAGCAUGGCGGAGACUCAGAAACAGGACAAACCGACGAAAGCAUCGAAGAAACGUGGUUCAUCGGUGACGGAGAAGAAGGUUUCGUCGCCAGAUCUAACGGAGAAAGAAGUCAAGGCGGAGGAAAAAUCGGUCUCGACCGCUGGAUCUCCACCGGUGACGGAGUUUGAAGAGUCCACCGCCGGAUCUUCGCCGUUGUCGGACUUGACGUUCGCUGAUCCGGAGGAGCCGCCGCAGUGGAACGAGACGUUCUCGUUGGAGAAGUUUCCGUCGUACGAGAUCGAUUGGGAUUCGAUUUUAGCUUAGGGGCAAAAUAGGAAUUUCAGCCGCUUGCAAUGGAGUUUUUGUGAAAUUGCAUGACAGGCCUAAGAGUAAUUAAUUAAUUAUGGUUUA